ACCGCCGGACAGAUAGGACAUAAUUAAACUCCGCUCUGCAAGACAUUACAACCUUCCUCGGUCAUUAGUUAGUCCUCGUCACUCAGAUUGUAAGCCGAGGGGCAGUUUUCAAGGAAGCCUUUCUCAAGAUCACACAAGUAGAGAAAACCAUGCAUACAACAGCUGUAAAAAGGCAUAUAUUGUCGGAGGGACCGGAGCUGAAAGUCAAAAAGUCCAAAUUACAGGAUAAAAUUCUCACAACAGAAUUGUCAGAAGAAUGUUGGAUUGAAAAGUACCAUGGAAGAACAAAUAUUAAAACUUCAGAAUCAACACACAAAUUUAGCGAAGAGGAUUACCCUGAUUUUACCUUCACUGAUACAGACUCCUUGGAGACAACAUUUUCCCCAGGAAGUCCAGAAGAAUUUCCUACCCUUGUUCAAUCCCCCUGUCCAGUCGAUCUGACCUAUCAUAAAGCAGAUAGUCCUGAAUCUCUUAAGAAUUCCUCUAAAUCUCUACCAGAAUCGGAAAUGCGCAGAAGACGACUUGCAGCAAAUGCACGAGAAAGGCGGAGAAUGGAUUUAUUAAACCGUGGAUUCGAUCGGUUACGUCGUGUACUGCCAGGGCUAGGUCCCCAACAUCAGCUUUCCAAAUAUGAAACUCUUCAGAUGGCGCAGUCCUAUAUAGCUGAGUUGGCCGGCCUCCUGAAGUAGCUAGAAAAUAUGCGCAUUAACCAGUUUUGGUUAAAUUUAAACCGUUUGUGCCAUCUUCCUAGAAUCCAGAGUAAAAACAUGAAAACCGAAAAAAACUAAUCGCUGUGAUAUAUG
Molecule: messenger RNA, 803 nt
Organism: Eurytemora carolleeae
Lineage: Eukaryota; Metazoa; Arthropoda; Copepoda; Calanoida; Temoridae
Product: neurogenic differentiation factor 1
Exons: 2
Coding region: 150-689 (179 amino acids)
Molecular function (GO): protein dimerization activity
Source: RefSeq, a predicted model, not a curated record